CACAGCCUCUCUGCUUGUCUUCUCCUGUCACUCGCGCACUUAGCCACCAGUCACAUCUGUGGGUCUGUGUGGUCUCGCUGUGGUUCCUCUGCUGCUGACAGACAACAUAUUUCAGACUUAUUAAAACGGAAAGCUUUUCUUCAGAGAGCACAUAAGGCCCAUACAGUAAUAGUUGAAAUGGAGGAGGUUCAAACUUCGUCAGGACCCCCAGACGCCAAAGAGAACAUCUUAUCAUCAAUAGGUAACAGGUCUUGUGAGAAUCUGGAAUGCUACAUGGUCCUCACGAAGGCAGAGAAGACAGCCAUUGGCUCUAUCUGCUUACUGGCAGGUCCUAUCACACUGCUGGAAAACGCAUUUGUGUUGGGAGUAAUCGCUGCCACAGCCACCCUGCGGCAACGGCCUUCAUAUCUGUUCAUUGGCAGCCUCGCUCUGGCUGAUGUCUUCGCCAGCUGCUUCUUCACCACCAGCUUCCUGGACUUUCAUCUCUUUCGCCGCAGUGACGGUCCCACUGCCUACCUCUUUAAAUUGGGUGGUGUUACCAUGGCCUUUAGCAGCUCCGUGGGGAGUUUACUGCUGACCGCUCUGGACCGUUACCUUUGCAUCCACCAGGCUUCCAGCUAUAAGGUGGUGCUGACCCGCCGGCGAGCACUGCUGUGCCUGCUGAUCCUCUGGAGUGCCACCAUCCUCAUUUCCUUCUUGCCUCUGAUGGGUUGGAGCUGUCCCACUGGGCUUAGUCCACCCUGCUCAAACCUGUUUCCCUACAUCAGCCAUGGCUAUCUUGCCUGCUGGACCAGCAUAAUUCUGGUGCUUCUGGCUCUCAUUUUGGGGGCGUAUGUUCUGAUCCUGUGGAAGGCCCACCGCCACGAGUCCUCCAUGGCCAGCCUCCAAGGAGCAGCAGGGACGGGCCAUGCUCGCAUGAGGAUGGACAUCAGGUUGGCACGUACCUUCGGCCUGAUUCUACUCAUACUAGUGAGCUGCUGGCUUCCUGCACUCUCCUUCAUGUUAGCUGAUGUCUCUGUGCUCCUGACCCACACCCAACAGAGGGCCUUCGCCUUCUGCAGCACCCUCUGCCUGGUCAACUCUGCAGUCAACCCACUGCUGUACGCACUGCGCUGUCGAGAGCUAAGAGUCGCUCUGCUGCAGCAGCUUCAGAGGUUUUGUGCGGCUCAAAGGUGUAAAAAAUCCACAGAGGAAUUAAACCCAGGAUUACCCUCCACAGAAGACAACAACUGCAUUACUUUCUCCGAGGAUGAGAUGCCCAGAACCAGAAGCACCCAACUUAACUCGGUUUCAGAAGUGGUGAACAAUCAGCAGCUGAACACCAGAAAAUGAGUUUAAAUUACGG
Scatophagus argus is the source of this 1345-nucleotide messenger RNA. It is a transcript of the gene cnr2, whose product is annotated as cannabinoid receptor 2. Bases 178 to 1332 code for a protein of 384 amino acids. Gene Ontology annotation, cellular component: membrane. Lineage: Eukaryota; Metazoa; Chordata; Actinopteri; Scatophagidae. Gene Ontology annotation, biological process: cannabinoid signaling pathway. The record is from RefSeq and is a predicted model, not a curated record. The transcript is spliced from 3 exons. Gene Ontology annotation, molecular function: cannabinoid receptor activity.